AUGUGUAGAAAGUGGGAUCGCAACAACAAUAGCAACUCAACUGUGACUGAGUCACCGGAAUCGGUCUCGCCAUAUGAUGACGAAAUUAAUCGCUUCUUUGAUAAAGUCAACCUGGCCACCUCGUCACUUGCUGAUAUCACCAAGAAGGUUGUAGGAACAACCUACGAUUAUGCCAAUUCCACGGAUCUCAGGCCCUGGAGAAGCUCCGGCAGCCCUGAUGAUGACUCAAUUGAUAACUAUGUCAAUAGACCCUACCAGACUCGUGAUAGGGACUUGGAAGCUGAGAGACCAUUCAACUUACCUUUCAGGGUACCUUUUGAUCUUUUCAAUGUGUUUGGAACUUCGGGUGGCCGUACCCCUUACGGAAUCUACUCUUACAGGGGUCCAUCUACCAGAGAGUACAACGACUGUCUCAGAAAAGACGGCACCUCUGUGUGGGACUCCGAAGGAUACUGGAGAUGCUUGUUCCCCAACAGCGAGGUUCCUGCCAGAUUAUUGGACUACAAGAAGAGCCACUUGGCGGGCCAGAUCUUGACCAAGGAGGACUUUGACGAUGCCGUGCAGGAGUACCCACCCAAGGACGACGGCGUGUUCGACUUAGGAGCCAAGGGUGUGUUUUUCAAACAGUAUGACCAGUUCUUGAACUGGAAGAACACCAUGUACGAGAAUGUGCGCAAGCAAAGAGAGGUGUCACGGAGACGUAUCCGUGAGGCUAUGAUCUCGAAGGAGAAGCUGUUUGACAAGUUGGAUUCGCUGGACACUCCGGGUGUGGUUUCGUCGUCAGUCCUGAGCUCUAUGGAUUCUAACUUUGACACCAAGGAAGUUGUUUUGCGUGAGACGAAGACUGAGGUUUUCAGUGACGGAACUUCGACCACUAAGUAUGUGACGAAGACAAAGCCUUUCGGAGCACGUGAAUGGACUGUUGUCAACGAGGAGGUGCUGUCAGACGACAGCAAGAACGGAUGGUUUUGGAACUCGAAGUGA
Molecule: messenger RNA, 984 nt
Organism: Sungouiella intermedia
Lineage: Eukaryota; Fungi; Ascomycota; Pichiomycetes; Serinales; Metschnikowiaceae
Source: the annotation of a GenBank genome assembly